Messenger RNA from Girardinichthys multiradiatus, 3219 nucleotides. RefSeq lists its product as uncharacterized. Gene Ontology annotation, molecular function: ubiquitin-protein transferase activity. Bases 1167 to 2072 code for a protein of 301 amino acids. Lineage: Eukaryota; Metazoa; Chordata; Actinopteri; Cyprinodontiformes; Goodeidae. The record is from RefSeq and is a predicted model, not a curated record. The transcript has 3 exons.
AUUCCUUCGUUUUAAAUGCUUUUUGAUCGUGUGGUGGUGUGUACAUCGGUCUUUGUCUUAGCUAGCUGCAGGUUAACCGUCAAAGCGCGCUAACCUUGUUAUAGCAUAUUUAGCAUGGUUUUUUGAAGUAGUCCGUUGAUUAGAUCGUUCUUAUUUCAGAGUGCGAAAAAAAGUUCGUUAAUGCACUCCAAGAAUUCAACAAGUUAAUAUGUUUAAUUAUUUUGCAGUAAAAAUAUAAGCACUAGCUAGUAGGUUAAAACACACCCAUCAGCUUGUUGUAUGCACGUUUUGUUAAGCAUAAUGUGAUUCACUUUCUUCACCGUUAAAUUGUUUUUGUCGAUAUCUAGACAAGAGUAAAAUAUGAUAACUACAGGGGCUAAAGAGACAGACCGAGGAGGUUCCUUUGACCUGAACCUAAACCUAAACAGAGAUUGACUCCAGUGUCCUUCUGCUCAUGACAGAUGAGCAGCUUAAGGAUUAUCUCCCAUCGUAUGGUGAUCGACUUGCACUUCUUGGAUAUUGCAGACGGAAGGAAAAUGAUCCUGCUGGCCGAAAAUCAAAACUUUUUGACCGAUUGAGAGCCAAGAUUUCAAGGAACAAAGGCAACGAUCAGAAGCAGGUCUCUGAAAAUGUUAGCAUCAGAAAUGCUCAAAAAAGUAUCUGAAAAGUUGAGAUAGGAUGGCUGAAUUCUCGAGAUGGGAAGUUUUUUCAAGUUAGGACAAAGAAAGGUGGUGGAACAAGAAAAAUUGAUGUGUCAAAGGACUGCAGAAAAAAUUAGUUAAUUGAAAAGGCAGUGGGUUUGUUUUUUCUGUCUCAAAGAAAUUCACAGGGAAGAAUUACAGAUUUUGAGGUUGACAUGACAGAUUUUCAGGAACAUUCCACUUGAUCAACAUAUUACCGUUGGAGAACUUUAUGAACAGACAAAACUACCUGUUUUGCGAUUUUACCUAACAACCAAAAAGAAGGACAUUGGCAGUGACUCAGAACCAGACAACCCCAGUGGAAAUGAACAAGGAGCUUUAAGUUUUUCUACUCACUCUCAGGUUUGCACACCACUGACUCAAUCCAAAGCACCAGACAGUGUUGAUGUCAUAUAUGUUGGAACCAGCAGUGACCUGACAAACAGCAGCAGUGAUAAUGUUAACCUAGUUUACUCUACUGAUGACAUGGGUGAUUUGUCCAAUGUCCAAGAGCUAGAUGCAGCAAUCAAUGUUGACAUUUUAGAAGACAGUGGCACUGUUACCUUUUUCACAGGACACAUUUCUAACACAGAUAGUCUCAGUCUUGAUGACACCCUUCCGCUGUCUACACAGUCAUCUAGUCCAGGGCUUUCUUCUUUACACUUUGAUUCUUUGGACGAGCCCAUUGUUCAGAGAGAAGGGAUUAAAAAAAUCCUUGUUCUUCACCGUGGCCAAAUCCUGAAAGAACUAAUUUCACAUUUUUGUGAUCUAAGUGUCACUCAGGAGGACAUAUGUAUUCAAGUGGUGCUUCCUGAUGGAAGGCGAGAAAAGGCUGUUGAUGAUGGAGGAGUUUUGAGGGAUGUCCUCUCUGAGUUUUGGCAGGACGUUUAUGAACAGUGCACAAUGGGCAAUAACUUUAAGGUGCCCUACUUGCGUCAUGAUUUUGGACAGCAACAAUGGGAAAGCAUUGGCCGAAUCAUUGCCUUUGGCUGGCAAAAACAGAAGUACCUGCCUAUAAAACUUGCUCCAGUAAUACUGGAACAAGCAGCUCUUGGUUGUAUAAAGAGUCCUCUUGUUGAUAGCUUCCUAAGGUAUGUUACAGAGUCCGAUCGAAUGGUGUUUGAAUCUUGCCGUUCAGAUUUUCGGAGUGUGGACAGAGAAGAGCUUCUGGAAAUCAUGGAUCUCCAUAACUGUCGAAGAGUACCAACAGCUGAUAACAUUGAGCUACUACUUGAGGAGCUUGCCCACCAAAAGCUCAUUCAGGAACCUGCCUUUGUUAUUGAGCAGUGGAGCACUGAGCUUUCCCCGCUGAGGUCAGAGAUGGAAAGUAUUACAGCUGCAUAUGAAAAUCACCAACCAACUUUAAGAAAGGUUAUACGUUCAGUUGUAUAACCCUGCAGUCAUGAAUGCACAGCAGAAAAACAUCAGCAGAUAUUUAAGUUCUUAUCUCAGAGAAUCAGACACACAGCACCUGUCACUUUUUCUUCGGUUCUGCACAGGAUCUGAUUUGUUUCUUCAAAAACCCAUCAGUGUUAGUUUCACUCAACUUCAAGGUAUUCAGAGACGGCCAGUUGCCCACACAUGUGGUUGCUACCUAGAGUUGCCAGUUAAUUAUGAUAACUAUCCAGAGUUUCGACACGAAAUAAACAAGGUCCUAGAAAGUAGUGUAUGGGUGAUGGAUAUAGUGUAACAGACUUCAGUUGAAGAACAUGUGACUAAGGAUAUUUUUUGCAUUAAACUUUCAAAGUUUAGCAUAGUCUUAAAAACUGUUUUUUAGCUCAUCUUACCUCCACGGUGUUUCUAUUUUGCAUUGUAUUGUUCUCUAGAGUAUUUAUAAGACCAGCAAUGUCACAGUAGGCACUCUCCUACCGGCGUUUAUGUUUUAUUUCUGUUAAAAGUAAUCCAAAGUUAAAGUUUAAAACAUAAAUUUGAGUCGGCUGUAAAAUUUAUUUUCUCAAUAUUUUUGGGUUUGAUAAAUGUAGAUACUAUAAUUUUGUUUUACUUUUAAUCAUUUUACUUGAGGCCGCAAAAGCUGGUUAAUUCCACAGUUAAAAAUACAAUAUGGCCGCCACGCUUGUAAACAAGCAGCUCUUAGGUGUAUAAAUCAUUUAUGAAUAAUUUCUGAUGUUUUCUUAUAUUAUUCACCUACUUUAAAUGUUCAGUGCAUGAACAUGUUGCUACUCUGUUUGAAUAUAGUUCUGGAACAAAUGGAGUAAAGUGUUUUAUUUACCCUUAUUUGUGAAAAUUUGUUUUUGUUUACUCAGCAUUUUAUUUAUAUUGCUGUUAUAAGUAAGCAUAACCUUAAAAUAUCUUCAAUAACAGAUUGGUGCCAUUGCAGUACAUCAAUAUCAGAUUUAACCAGAAAACAACUGAGAAAGAACACUUUUUUUUUCUUUUUUUACACCUUGAAGCAUUGUCAUUAUUUUUUUAAAUUAUUUAAAAAAAAAAUCUUCUGUAAAGUCUUCCGUAAUGGCUAUUUAGAGACUUUUUUAUUAUUUUGAAGUACAAUAAACCACUUUCUCAGUUUAUAAGUGUGAUU